GCAGCCCCGAGUUGGGAAGGAAUUAAGGAGGCUGUGCCUCCGGGUUGCGCGGAGCGUCCCGGUCAUUUCUCGGAAACCUCUGAUAAGUGAACCUCAGAGGAGACGCCGCCGAGCACCGCCAGAAUCGGAAAACCCACCCCUGUCUGCCUGCUUGGGAGAGACACAGAAGUUGGCACUUUCUGAGUGAAGCUGAGGAAAAGGCUGUAAAUCAGCCAGAAGAGGCUCCAAGUGCUCCUUCAGCGCGAGGGAGCAGAGAUGGCUGCUGGAGGCAGGUGAACCCCACGAGGAGAGAUGGCUUCUGGCCUGGGCCCCGCUUAGCAGCAGCUGCAAUUCCUCAGCUGGCCGGUGGGGAUGUGCCACUAGGCCACCAUGGACGGAGCCCACAGCGCCACCCUGCAGCUGCAGCAGCUCCCGCCCACCAGCAGCGCCAGCUCCACGAGCGAGGGCUCCUUCUCCUACAAGGAAAAUUUGAUCGGCGCCCUCUUGGCGAUUUUUGGGCACCUUGUGGUCAGCAUUGCCCUUAAUCUCCAGAAGUAUUGCCACAUCCGCCUGGCAGGCUCCAAGGACCCCCGGGCCUAUUUCAAGACCAAGACAUGGUGGCUGGGCCUGUUCCUGAUGCUGCUUGGUGAGCUGGGCGUGUUCGCCUCCUACGCCUUCGCUCCACUCUCCCUGAUCGUGCCCCUCAGCGCAGUCUCCGUGAUAGCCAGCUCCAUCAUAGGAAUCAUAUUCAUCAAAGAAAAAUGGAAACCUAAAGAGUUUCUGAGGCGCUAUGUCUUGUCCUUUGUUGGCUGUGGUUUGGCUGUCGUGGGUACCUACCUGCUGGUGACAUUUGCACCCAACAGUCAUGAGAAGAUGACGGGCGAGAACGUCACCAGGCACCUUGUGAGCUGGCCUUUCCUCUUGUACGUGCUUGUGGAGAUCAUCCUGUUCUGCUUGCUGCUGUACUUCUACAAGGAGAAGAAUGCCAACAGCAUCAUCGUCAUCCUUCUCUUGGUGGCAUUACUCGGCUCCAUGACAGUGGUGACAGUCAAGGCCGUGGCCGGAAUGCUUGUCUUGUCCAUUCAAGGGAACCUGCAGCUCGACUACCCCAUCUUCUACGUGAUGUUCGUGUGCAUGGUGGCAACCGCCGUCUACCAAGCCGCGUUUUUAAGUCAAGCCUCACAGAUGUAUGACUCUUCUCUGAUUGCCAGCGUGGGCUACAUUCUGUCUACCACUGUCGCUAUCACAGCAGGCGCAAUAUUUUACCUGGACUUCAUCGGGGAGGACGUGCUACACAUCUGCAUGUUUGCACUGGGGUGCCUCAUCGCAUUCUUGGGCGUCUUCUUAAUCACACGUAACAGGAAGAAGGCCAUUCCAUUUGAGCCCUAUAUCUCCAUGGAUGCCAUGCCAGGUAUGCAGAACAUGCAUGACAAGGGGAUGACUGUCCAGCCUGACCUCAAAGCUUCUUUUUCCUACGGGGCCCUGGAAAACAACGACAACAUUUCAGAGAUCUACACCCCUGCCACCCUGCCGGUCAUGCAAGAGGAGCACGGCCCCAGAAGCACCUCUGGGGUUCCCUACCGAGUCCUGGAGCACACCAAGAAGGAAUGAGGCUCACUCCCUUGAUUUACAGCUGUUCAAGCGAGGCUGGCAGUGGCUCAACCCUUAGUUCUAAAACUUGCCUUUCAAGUCUCAUGUUUUUAAACUGAGAACUGUAUGGAUAGCGAUCUUAGAAAGUCUUUGUCUCUGGCGAAGGAUACGUUAUCUUGGUCUUGGAAAUUUCAAAUGAUGGGGGUGAGGGUGAGGGGAUAAAAGGGUAUUCCAGGUGGGAGGUAUGGAAUUCAGCCUCUGCCCGGUUUAGCCCAGUGGGAUUUGGAAGCCACCUUACCAUCGGCAGGAUGGGAACUGAGCUCCCUCAGUCCGUGGCCAAAGGUUGCCCCAUUCUUCAGGAGCUAAGGCAAGGCAGAGAUUCCUCUUACUUCUCAGAUCCAGUGAAAGGCUGGAGACCUCUAAAUCUGUCUUCCUUCACUUCACGUGCAUGCCUGAUCUCUGCCCGCCUCACUCAUGACGCUAGGUGUGUGAUAACAUUCACAAUUGUCCUCAUGUGGCUCAGUGGGCCAACCCUGAGCCAGACUUCACUCUCGUGCAGGAAACAUACAUCUGCCUUCCAGUUGUCUCUGUCCUUCCAACGAAGACAUGCUCGACGUGUUUAUAUUGGAUCUGCUCUGAAAACUAAUUAGGUUUGGGGCCUGUGAGCACUACUUGAUGAUUUUUCCCCCCAGAAGAACAGGGUAGUUAAGGGGAAGAUUGAGGAGGAUAGGAGCAAGGGGGAGGUUACUGCAGCCGGUAAAGGGAGAAGAAUCCCUCUUAAUCUUGCAAAAGGUGAUUGCACCACUUGAAAAAGGACAGGCAGAACAGCUGGCUGUGUGAUGGGUUAUUUUUUCCCCUGCAUACACGUGCCCCCGGGCAGGCUGGGGGUACUCAUUUCAGAGACAGCCUCUCACACAUCUCCACACUCUCCUUGACAAAGUCUCAACCCCGCUGGAGUUAUUGGUCAGUUUCCUUGCAAUCAGUAGGGACUCUCUGGGUCUUCAUCUCCGUGCACACGUGUCUGGGAGAAACGACCAUUCUCAAGAACGGGCUCUUUCUUUCUUUCUGUACAUGACUGUCUUCCCCUAGGCUCACUGUGUACUUUAGAGAGUGGCAGGUGAAGGUUCGCACACCUUAAUGAGCAUAAGGACCUCCUAGGAGUUUAUGUAAAGUGCAGAUUCCUACACCCCAACUGCAGAUACCCUGAUUAAAUGGAACUACAUUCUUAACUGGCACCACCGGUGCUUCUGAUGCCAGUAAUCCAGAGGCCCCACACCUGGAAAGCCUAAUAAUGGAAAAUAAAAAAAGGUCUGCUAAAACCCCCAGGGCCUCAUGCCCCCCUGUUAGGAGGUUAGAGUUACCGGUUGUUUCCUCUCUGGGGUUCUUUUUGGCAGGUGGAAUAAUCCCCAUAGGAUCUGUGGCAUUUCUCCAUCUAGUGACUACUUGUUAGAACUGCACUCACUGCUUCCCUAGACAGCCUUCAACAGGCAAGACAACAGUGUUAAUAGACCAGUGUUGAUAGCUCAUUUAUCUUUAUGGAUUGUGCUUCAUACUGAUUUAGUACCUUGACUUCAGAAACUCCGACAUUUGUUGCCUGUGAUAACCACUUCUGUAUUGUGUCUUGACCACUUCUGUAUUGUGUCUUUAAUGCCUAAGAAGGCAACAGACAGUAACCUUUUUUUCACCUUAGGGUGGGUAUCAACUCAACAAUAUUUAUAAGGCAUUUAUUUACUAUGUGUUAAGCACUUGGAGGGCCAAAGCUACAAAGAUAUGACAUAGUUCCUGCCCUCCAGGCCAGCAGGGGAGACACAAAUACCCAGGAACCUCUCACAGGGCGGGCCAUGAUAGGUUAAGUGCAAUAGUGGGCCACAGAAAAUGAGUCAUGGUUGCCCCGCUAAAGGUCAUGCCCUGAGCCUAAAGGGCCAUUCAGAACUGGUGGUGAUUUGGGCUCCACUCAUAGAUGGGUAGCAAAUCUAGCUAAGAUCUGAGCAAAGCAUAGAAAGUAGGGUGAUCACCCCCCAGGCAGAGGAGCCAGCAUUUUCAAAGGCACAGAGAUGAGGAGUGGAGGUUGGCAAAAAAAAAAAAAGCACCAGGGAAGGUGGUGGGAGACAGGCCUUGAAAGAUAAGUAGUGCAGGCCAAAUCAUGGGGGUCUUGAAUACCUGGCUGAGGAGUGUAAAUCGUAUCCUAGAGGGCAUGGGAGCCAUUGAUAGUUCAUGAGGAAGAGAAUGGCAGGACCAGCACUUAUUGGAAAGGAAGGCUUGUUCAGUGUAGAGGAAGAAUCAGAAGUGGUAAUAAGUUACUUUUCAAGGUCAAGCUCUGAGCCUGCAAGAAUAGAACAGAAAGGAGGAAGUAAAAUCAGGUUUUGCUGCUAUUCAGGUAUUCCUCAUUUCCCAAGUGAUGUUUCUAAGGCUAGGGGGAGGGCUAUUGAGAUGUGGCAGACCUAGGUGAUCAGUAAUUCUGGCAUGUGUGCUCCCGGACUCACUCUGCCCCUCCUUCCCUUUUAUGUUAUGGGCCUUUUAGCGCUGGGCCAGCCAGCUUUCUUGAGAUGAGUGGAUUAAAGUACACUGUAAUUUCAGGUCUGCUGCAGACCUUGGGGACAGCGCCACCCAGGAACUGCUGCUGGGGCCUGGACAGCUCCCCUGCCUUCAGUUUUAGGGCAGUGGCAUCAUUCCCCAGAGCUGAGCCAUGAGAGGGCUGAGCAGAAAAUUAUAGGGUGGUUUCCUGAGUGGGAGUCAAGGGUCGGUCACCUGAGUAAUGGGAAGAACAGGUGGUGUGGAUCCCUCAUCUCCAGGGAUCUGGAUCUGUCCUGAGCUAGCUUCUCCCAGUCUUUGUCCCUAGGGGUAAACAGAGCGUUUGCUGGUGGCAGUAAGCAGCACUGACUGUCGGGAUGGGGAAGAUGAACAUCAGGUUUCCACUCACAACCCUGAUUCUUUAUUUUUACUCAUGGCUCUGACACCCCCAAGCUCUCUUGGAUGCUCUAAGCAACAUUAAAUAUCACACCUGCAUCUCCUUCCUAGCCAGGUGCCUAAAGCAAGCUCACCAAACUUGGGUUUAAACCUCAGUUGCCAUCACAUCAAGCUUCAAGUUCAUGCAGGGUUUUUGCAGUGUGGAGUUGAACGCUGGGUGGCGAAGAGAGGGCUGAUGUCUGCAUUGCUUUCCUGGUGGAAACCAGCCAGCUUAAUGGUCCGGUGUGGAUACAGGACGGCCAUCAGGGUAGCACUGGGGAACCCGCCCUGCAGCCUUGCGAAUUCCAAAUCCAGUCCAACACUGGCUGAUAGGCAAAAAAGUUACUUCUGUGUUCUCUGAGAAGCUGUGUAAAUGAAGUCACCUUAGAAUAUAUUCUAUGUGGAUGCUUAUAUUUUGUUAACUUCAUGACUAAUGUGGCAUGUCUUAUUUUUCAAAAAAAAGUGUACUAUGUGCAAAUAACAUCAUGAAGUGGUAUUUAAUUAAAAAAAAUCCACACAGU
Messenger RNA from Propithecus coquereli (Coquerel's sifaka), 5036 nucleotides. RefSeq names its product NIPA-like domain containing 3 (gene NIPAL3). Lineage: Eukaryota; Metazoa; Chordata; Mammalia; Primates; Indriidae. The record is from RefSeq and is a predicted model, not a curated record. Gene Ontology annotation, biological process: magnesium ion transport. Gene Ontology annotation, cellular component: membrane. The coding region runs from base 370 to 1590 and encodes 406 amino acids. The transcript is spliced from 12 exons. Gene Ontology annotation, molecular function: magnesium ion transmembrane transporter activity.